AUGGCAUCCCAUCUCGUGUUAACUUCCAGGCUUACUGCUACCUCCUCCUUCUUCUUCUUCUUCUUCUUCUUGUGUCUCGUAGCUCGCCACCACUUAGAAGCUGCGGAGUACACGGUUGGCGACGCCGACGGAUGGGACACCGGCAUCAACUACCUCCUCUGGUCCAAUAAGUACAACUUCACCGUCGGCGACGUGUUAGGUAACGUCAUGAGAGUCGAUCAUCUCCUGCAAGCAGCCGCUUCGGAUUUCUCGUUUACUGAUCGAUGUGUUCCGACGCACGCAGUGUUCAAGUACGUGCAGGUGCAGCACAACGUGUACCAGGUGACGGAGGAGACGUACCGUUCAUGUGACUCGAGCACCGGCGUGACAAGGACGUACGACAGCGGCGACGACCGCGUGACGCUGGGCGAGGCCACGAGCUACUGGUUCAUAUGCACCAUCAACGGCCACUGCCAGGCCGGAAUGAGGCUCGCCGUUAGCGUGGCGAAGUCGAGCUCAGACGGAGGCGGUGCCACCUCCGCUGCACCGUCGCCGCCGGAGCAGGGCAACGGGGCGGCCGGAGGGCGCAUGGGGUGGUGGUGGAAAGCAUGGAUGUUGUGCCUGUCGUUAUGCCUGUUGACUUGGUUGAACUGCUUUUGA
Molecule: messenger RNA, 639 nt
Organism: Musa acuminata AAA Group (dessert banana)
Lineage: Eukaryota; Viridiplantae; Streptophyta; Magnoliopsida; Zingiberales; Musaceae
Product: chemocyanin-like
Exons: 1
Coding region: 1-639 (212 amino acids)
Cellular component (GO): plasma membrane
Molecular function (GO): electron transfer activity
Source: RefSeq, a predicted model, not a curated record